UCAUUAAUUGCCCCCUUAAGCUCGGCUCCCCCGUACUGUCCAUUCACGCUCUUCCAAAUGGCCGGAGAUUUAUCCACCAGCUUUCCGUCUCUCGGCCCCUUCUCCAUUACUCACUGUCUAAAAUGAACUAGGAAACUCCCCCUCUUCCUCGAUCGAAGGAGCUCGGGGUCCCCGGAGGAGCGGUCGGCGAGCUAGCCCUCGGUUGCCUCGGAGAUGGGGAGCUUGCGAGGCAGCGCCGCCGGAGAGGGGAGGAGCGAGGAUGGAGGGAAGGUCGGGCUGCCGGCGUUGGACGUGGCGCUCGCAUUCCCGCAGGCCACUCCGGCGUCCCUGCUGUUCCCGCCCGCUGUAUCAGACUACUACCAGAUUGAUGAUUUGCUGACCGAUGAAGAGAAGGCACUUCGGAAGAAAGUCCGUGCUAUUUCAGAGAAAGAAAUCGCGCCAAUUAUGACAGAAUACUGGGAGAAGGCAGAAUUUCCAUUUCAUGCCAUUCCGAAACUUGCAACUCUUGGCUUAGUUGGAAGUACAAUGAAGGGAUAUGGGUGCCCAGGACUCUCACUUACAGCCAGUGCUGUUUCUAUAGCAGAAGUUUCACGGGUCGAUGCAAGCUGCUCCGCAUUUAUUCUAGUGCACUCCUCUUUGGCGAUGUCCACAAUCGCCCUUUGUGGCUCAGAGGCUCAAAAACAGAAGUACUUACCGUCGAUGGCUCAGCUUAAAACUGUUGGUUGCUGGGCUUUAACAGAACCAGAUUACGGAAGCGAUGCAAGCUCCUUGAAAACUUCAGCAACCAAGGUACCUGGUGGUUGGCAUUUAGAUGGUCAAAAGCGCUGGAUUGGUAACAGCACGUUUGCAGAUGUGCUCAUAAUUUUAGCUAGGAAUGCUGACACAAAGCAACUAAAUGGAUUUAUUGUGAAGAAAGGGGCUCCUGGUUUGAAAGCCACAAAAAUCCAAAACAAAAUUGGUCUCCGAAUGGUACAGAAUGGCGAUAUUCUUCUGAAUAAAGUAUUUGUCCCGGACGAAGACAGAUUAACAGGCAUCGAUUCAUUUCAAGAUAUAAACAAGGUCCUUGGGAUGUCACGUGUUAUGGUGACAUGGCAACCAAUUGGCGUAGCAAUGGGGGUCUACGACAUGUGCCAUCGGUAUUUGGGAGAAAGGAAGCAGUUUGGAGCUCCACUGGCAGCCUUUCAGCUCAACCAAGAAAAGCUUGUUCGGAUGCUUGGUGACAUCCAGGCCAUGGUUCUUGUUGGCUGGCGCCUAUGCAAGCUUUACGAGUCGGGCAAAAUGACACCAGGCCAUGCUAGUUUAGGCAAGGCAUGGACAUCCACCAAGGCAAGGGAGGUAGCUUCCGUAGGUCGCGAGCUAUUGGGUGGCAAUGGAAUUUUGGCUGAUUUUCUGGUAGCAAAGGCCUUCUGCGAUCUGGAGCCGAUUUUCACGUACGAGGGCACCUAUGAUAUUAACAGCCUGGUGACUGGAAGAGAAAUCACUGGGACUGCUAGCUUCAAACCCGCUGUUUUGGUGAAAUCCCGGCUCUAAUAAUUCUUAUUGUUAUCCCGGUACAGUGAACAACAAAGCACAUCCUCACCAUGUAUUCUGGUGGGUAAGAUGGGAAUAAGUGCAGUACAGUGAAAAAAGAACGUGUGAACUUGCUUGUUCAAUGGUAGCAUGCUGGACCUUGAUUCUUAGAAAAUCAUUUGAAAUUGCAUGGUGAGUGGCGAAUAUAAGGUUGGGUCUGGAUUUUUAAUUCAUUGAAAUAGUUUUAACGGA
Messenger RNA from Brachypodium distachyon (stiff brome), 1761 nucleotides. Its product is annotated as acyl-coenzyme A oxidase 4, peroxisomal. The transcript has 13 exons. Gene Ontology annotation, biological process: fatty acid beta-oxidation. Gene Ontology annotation, cellular component: peroxisome. The coding region runs from base 214 to 1530 and encodes 438 amino acids. Gene Ontology annotation, molecular function: acyl-CoA dehydrogenase activity; flavin adenine dinucleotide binding. The record is from RefSeq and is a predicted model, not a curated record. NCBI's taxonomy places the organism in Eukaryota, Viridiplantae, Streptophyta, Magnoliopsida, Poales, Poaceae.